AUGCGAUCCUUUCUAAAAAGUAUUAGCCUCCCUGCGCUGGGUUUCAUACUGGCGACUGCUCUUCUCGCCACCCCCAUAGCCGCAGACUCAAGUCUCGUCGGAUACCUGGGUGCCUUUUUCCUCGGCGACGAGCCAUCUGUUUACUUCUAUCUCAGCAAUGGAAACAACGCUCUCUCCUUUAGUCCCAUGAACAAGGGUGCGGCAGUCAUCAAGCCGACCAAGGGGACGGGGGGUGUCCGCGACCCGAACAUUGUGACCGGUGGCGGCAAUGAAGAAGGCAAGAAAUGGUACAUCAUCGGGACAGAUCUGGAUAUCAACAAAACCACAUGGGAUCUUUCACAGCGCAAUGGUUCGCGGGGCAUUCUUGUCUGGGAAAGCACCGAUCUCGUCAACUGGACAAAUGAACGGCUUGUGACGGUUGAAGAUGACACGGCCGGUAUGGUGUGGGCUCCUGAGGCUUUAUGGGAUGCAUCGAUGAACCAAUACAUGGUUCACUGGGCAUCCAAAUUUUACAAGACAUCGGACCCAGGGCACACCGGCGCGCCAUCCAGCACCGUGAUCCGAUACGCCCACACGAGCGACUUCAUCACCUUCACGGCGCCCAAAACCUACAUCGACCUCAGCCCCACGGACGUCAUCGACCUCGCCAUCCUCCCCGUGCCCAACAGCGACGGCAGGUUCAUCCGCUUCCUGAAGGAUGAGACGCGCAAGACCGUCUUUGUCGAGUACGGCUACUUGGGCCUGCAUGGAAACUUCACCAGGGACGGCGGGAACAACGCAACCAUCGACUCCGGGGUCGAGGGACCGGCGCCGUUCUGGGACAACAAGGACCCGUACACGGCUCACCUCCUAUUGGACCACUACGACGGCGACGGAUACUGGCCUUAUGAGAAUGCCGUCAACCCGGCAAAAAACACUGGCUGGUCGGUGAGCGACCGGUCCGACUUCCCCAAGAACUUGAGGCAUGGGAGUGUCUUACCGAUCAAUCAGACGUUGUAUGACAACUUGAAGUCGUCGAAACUGGCAUGA
Messenger RNA from Pyricularia grisea, 1029 nucleotides. RefSeq lists its product as uncharacterized. Lineage: Eukaryota; Fungi; Ascomycota; Sordariomycetes; Magnaporthales; Pyriculariaceae. The record is from RefSeq and is a predicted model, not a curated record. The transcript has 4 exons. The coding region runs from base 1 to 1029 and encodes 342 amino acids.